Mesocestoides corti is the source of this 1092-nucleotide messenger RNA. Lineage: Eukaryota; Metazoa; Platyhelminthes; Cestoda; Cyclophyllidea; Mesocestoididae. The record is from the annotation of a GenBank genome assembly.
AUGUCGUCCUCACCACAAGCCUCCCCAUUAACAUCGGGAAACGUUACACUUCGGAAGUCUGCUGCACUGCGUAACAGCAAUUGGCUAGAUGUUCAAUCAGCUCGCCUUACCAGCGAUGGCUACGAGAUUUCAGAGAAUGAACGAAUCUGGCGUACCGCUGUGAUAAAAGGCGACUUUGCCGAAAUUUCCAAACUCCUUUCAGCACACCCCGAGCUUGCCAACUGGCGGGACUACAUCACCGGAACGGCCUUGCACUUCGCCGCGCAAAUCAACGACAUGGGCAUGGUGCGACUCCUCGCCGGCAACUACCACGCCAACGUGGAGAUCCAAAACCACGGACAAACACCGCUGCACAUGGCUGCUCUAGGCGCCUCUGAAGACGUCGCUUUCCUUCUGAUGUCGCAGUUCAAUGCCAAAGCCACAGCUCGUGACUACAGCGGUCGUCUGCCGGUUAGUUAUGUGCCCGAAAACGAAGCUGGUAAUCGAUUGAAGAUGCAAAACUUGGUAGUUGAGCCCACAGGACUGCCUUCCCCAACGUUGCCGUCUGCUGCCCAAUGUCUGGUGGCGCAUAGCCCGAGUGUAGUGAGGGAUAAGACUACUCGUCCACCACAACCACCAUCCUCACGCACGAAGAGAGCGAGUCUGCUAGACUGCGGCUCCCUCCGUCGGCACCAACACCGUCGCAGUAAGAGCACCUCACCGUCCAAGCAAACCAGACCCAAGAGUCACAAAAGCCAAUCACCGGAGGACGUGAAUCGUGAUUCCAUCGUUAGUCGAGACGACCUGCCACCCACAAAGCCCAUGCGAAUCUCCGGCUUUGCGAGCCUCAGGCGACGACGAGUACCGAUCGGCGAGGUGCGGCAACUAUCCGGGGAGGCGGUCGUGCCCGAUUCGAACUUCGCGAACAUGAUCUACUCCUCGGUUCGACUUCGGAAAUCGGCCAGAGGCAAGAACUACAACCCCAUGGAUCCCGAAUACCAAAAGACAUCCUUCCAAGGACGCUCACCCACAUCCAACAAUUCAAACCGCGAGCAACAAGACGGCCAAUCACCAACCACGCCCGAGGUUAGAUUGCGAGCGCCAAGGAAUUAG